This is a messenger RNA of Trypanosoma cruzi, 543 nucleotides long. RefSeq lists its product as uncharacterized. Lineage: Eukaryota; Euglenozoa; Kinetoplastea; Trypanosomatida; Trypanosomatidae. Bases 1 to 543 code for a protein of 180 amino acids. The record is from RefSeq and is a predicted model, not a curated record. The transcript has a single exon.
AUGCAGCCAACGAACGGGGCUAGGAGCGACGGUGAGGCAAGCACGUGUGGAUGUUCGGAGCGGCCGGCGCACCGCACGCUGAGCGCAUGGCACGGUGGGGACCGGACCCAGAAAAGGGACACCGCGUGGGACGUCAAUCUUCACUGCAGCGACCGCCACCGAAUUCGGAUGUGCUCGCACCUUCUGCGGUCCCUCCUCCUCCCUCACUUCUGUGCCGAGGACUGUGCCGCGGGAUCCAGCAGCGCGAUGUUUGACCGCAGGAACAUGGCCCGAACAAAUGAUUUGUGGGAGGGGAUGUGCACUGCGACGAGAAGGAAGAAAAUGUUGCGAGACGACCACCACGACAAGACCGGAGUGAAGUUGUGUUUUGUCCGCUUGCGCGAGGGCGGCCUGCCACCUGGUCGGUUGGGAGGAUUACUUUUUUUUGCGUCGUUGCGCUCUCUUUUUAUUCCGCUGCGUUUUCCUGCGGACCUGCGAAGGGAGAUUUGCAAGAAUUUACUGCGAGGCGUCCGUGCCGUCGUCGGAAAGGCGGAUUCUCCCUGA